AUGGCGCCAAGAGUAUAUGAUGAAGAAGUGGAAGAGCCUAUUCCCAAAGCUGAUGUUGGAGACAAAACAGAGCAGGAAAAGACCCGUGAGCAGAAGGAAGCUGAUCUGAUUCCUAAAAUCCAAGAAGCAGUGAACUAUGGGUUGCAAGUUCUGGACAGUGCUUUUGAGCAGCUGGAUAUCAAAGCAGGCAACUCUGACUCUGAAGAAGAAGAAAGUAACGGAAGGCUGGAACUGAUACUUGAGCCCAAGGAUCUCUAUAUUGACAGGCCUUUACCUUACUUAAUUGGCUCUCAGCAGUUCAUGGAACAAGAUGAUGUUGGCUUGGGAGAUCUCUCUAGCGAAGAAGGGUCAGUAGACAGUGAUCGUGGAAGUGUAAUUGACAGUGAAGAGAAGGAUGAAGAGGAAUCAGAUGAUGAAUUUGGAAACCCUAGUGAAGAUGAUGCAAAGACGAGGACGGCACUGAUGAGUGAUGAAGAUGAUGAUGAUGGCUGUGACCUUUUUGACUCUGAAAAAGAGGAAGAUGAGGAUGGAGAGUUAGAUGAAACCACAAAGCCUAAAAAGAAAAGACCAACGUCCUUUGCAGAUGAACUGGCAGCCCGAAUCAAAGGAGAGGUACCAGUCAAACAGGAUGAAGAGCGAAAAAAAGUUAGCUCUUCCAUUUCAGUAUCCCUGUCAUCAGAGACCAAAGUGAGGAAAAAUCUGAAAGAGAAGAAAGAAGUUAGAGUUCCAUCUGAUGAUGAUGAAGAUGACAUAUUCAAGCCCCCCAAGCUGACUGAUGAAGACUUCACACCUUUUGGUUCCAGAGGUGGCCUCUUCAGUGGUGGGAAAGGCCUCUUCGAUGAUGAUGAGGAGAGUGAUCUUUUUGCUGAAGCGCCAAAAAGAGAAGACUUAAAAGAGCAAGAGGAGCGAGUUCCAAUAAGUGAAGCGUCCUCCACAAAGUCCUUAAAGAAAGUUCCUGCAGGUGCAGUGUCUCUGUUCCCAGGUGGGAGUGAUGUGUUUAAUUCCUCCGUAACUGUGGAAAAAGACAAGAAACCUGUGGCACGGAGUACAGAGAAGGCCCCCAAACAGCCUGCGAAAGUUGCUCUGUUUGAUGAUGAUGAUGAUGAUGAUGACUUCUUUGGGACAACUAGGAAGCCUCCAGAUUCAGUCAAGUCCACAUCUGAUCUAUUUGAUGAUGAUGAAGGUGACUUAUUCAAGGAAAAUCCUGUUGUUCCACCUGUGGCUGCCAGCAUAACUAAGGAACCGGAAAGCCAUAAGGAGACAGUCAUGGAAAAAAAGAGUCAACUAUCUUCAAAUGAGGACUUCAAGCCUUUAGCUGAAACAACUCCCCCAAAACAGAGGGGCCUCUUCUCUGAUGAAGAAGAUUCUGAAGAUUUAUUUUCAUCAGCUAAAACUGUGAAAUCCAAAGCAACAUCUCUGCCCAGCAACAAGUCCACAGCAAAAGCUUCACUCUCGUUGUUUGAUGAUGAUGAAGAGGAUCUCUUUGGUGUGGUGACUGCCAAGAAGCAACAGGCAAAACCUCUGGAAGAGAAAGCAAAACAGUCGGAACCACUCAAGAAAGCCUCCAGCUUAUUGUUCAGCAGUGAUGAGGAGGACCACUGGAAUGUCUCCAAACCAGCUUUGCUUCCUUCUGAUGAUGACCGAAAAGAGGAACCUGCAAAACCAGCCAGCACCAUCAGUCAGGCUAAAGCUGUGAAGAAGACAAGCCUUUUUGAGGAAGAUGAUGAUGAGGAUUUAUUCGCAAUCACUAAAGAGAGCCAAAGAAAGCCACAGAAAGUGUCACUGCUGUUUGAAGAUGAUGCUGUUAGUGGAGAAUCACUCUUCAGCUCCCAGUCAGCGCUACCUGCUUCAGCUGCUAAAACUGCAGUGGAGAAAGUAAAACCAGCAAAAGCACCACCUUUGUUUAAUGAAGAAGAAAAGGAGGAAAAGGAAGAUGUGCCAGACACAGCAAAGUCUAAACAGGCAGAAGAUACGCUGUGGUGUUUAGAUGAGCCUGGAGCAGCUCCUGUAUCUGGAGGAGCAAAUGUUGCAGGGCACCAGACAGAUGAAAAAACUCGUGCAGCGACGUCUUUUGAACAAGUCUAUAAUUCAGAUCCGUUUGCCAUGUCGUCACCAGCUCUGGAGAAAGAUGUUAAGACCCAGGCUAAGAAGGCUUUAAGCUUGUUUGAGGAGGAGGAAGAAGAAAAAAUGGAAGAUGAUGAUGGCAUUAAAAAUGCACAGAAAGAAAUUGGUGAGCAUUUUAAGAAAGGCAGCCGUCCCAAAAGCACUGGAGUUUUUCAAGAUGAAGAGCUUCUUUUCAGUCACAAGCUUCAGAAGGACAAUGAUCCAGAUGUUGACCUCUUUGCCAGCCCCAAGAAAUCCAGGUCUGCAAACCAUAUCAUGAAGCCAUCAUCUGGAGGAGGACUCUUUGGGGAUGAUGAUGAGGAUGAUCUCUUCAGCACUGCUAAAACAAAGCCUCUGAAAAUUCCAGAGAAGAAAACAGUUACUAAGGCCAGUACUAGCCCUUCCUUGGAAAGCAGUAACCUUCUGGAAGAUGCUUCAAGUGCCAAACAAGUUGAAGCUCCAAAGGCAGAAACCACAGAGGUAAGCACCUAAAUCUUGUGCCUUGAACAGCAC
This is a messenger RNA of Tinamus guttatus (white-throated tinamou), 2616 nucleotides long. The record is from RefSeq and is a predicted model, not a curated record. Lineage: Eukaryota; Metazoa; Chordata; Aves; Tinamiformes; Tinamidae.